Molecule: messenger RNA, 1863 nt
Organism: Fopius arisanus
Lineage: Eukaryota; Metazoa; Arthropoda; Insecta; Hymenoptera; Braconidae
Exons: 2
Coding region: 43-534 (163 amino acids)
Source: RefSeq, a predicted model, not a curated record
UAGCAAUAACGUACUCAAUCGGGAAACAUUGGUAAACCGGAAAUGCAUCUUCACGGUUUGAUACUCGUGUUUUGUCUACUCAUCCUUAAUGUGUUUACCUGUUAUUCGGAAAAUAGCAGGAUAAUGGAGGACAGUGGGGAAAGUACUCUGGAGAAAUUGGUGAAAUUAUUCGCCCGACCUGGGGCGUUCAGCAGAGUUGAUGAAAUUUUGGGUGAAAAUUCAAUUGACGAGGGGAUAACUGCUUGUCCAAAAGGUGAAGAAGGUUUGGACUGCAGAAGAGCUGAGGCCAGACGAUCUGUUGAAUGUCCAAGUGGGGAUUGUUACUGCUAUAGCUGUGCAAUUGCUGGACCAGAUAUGUGGGCGUCUUGCUGUCGUGAAAGCUCAAAAUGCUGUUCACAUCUAGCGGCUGCCUGUCGGAAUUGCGAUCAUCCAACAUUAAUUCCAUUCUGCUCGAAAUAUUUUAAAAAAUGUCUGAUAAACUCCAGCGAUGUCACGACAAUAUCAACAACGAUAGAGCGUCCAUCAAAAGCUUGAGUUUAUAAUUUAAUUAAACAAAGAAUAAUUGGGAACAACAAUUCUGCGAGGAGUUUCACGUGAAAUUCUGUCGCAAGCACAGGUUUUACCGAUUUUUAUCGCUCGUUACGUAAUUACAAUUACCAUAUAAGAUUGACGAUCCGGUGGGACUGGUUGACAACCUGGAAAUUUCACUCGCUCUAACGACAUUUUAUCCAUUAAACAUUCGUACUGUCAUAAUUAUAUUUAUUCCCAGGAAGCGCGCGAAUUUAUUCAGUAAUAAUUGCAUAAAAAACUUCAAAUAAUUAUAAAAUUAUUUCCAGAAUGUUUUCUGUAAAAAUAAUUCAUUCACCUGCUCUCAAAUAUUUUUAUCUGCGGGUAUGACUGCAUUUUUUAGGCGCUAAAAAUAUUUUUACACCAGUCGGUCUGCGUAAUAAUUAUUUUUUAAAUUAAAAAAAAAAAUAUCGAUAUCGUUCUGGCAUUUUUAAUAAAUAAAAUCGAAUAAACUGAGUAUAAUGAUGAGAAUAAAUCAAUAAUAAUCGAGUACAAUCAUUGACAAGCUUUAUUUCUUUACUUUUGUUUUUUAACUUUAAUUUUUUUUCUUGUUUUAUAACAUUCACAGUUAUUUAUCUGCUAAAUCCUAGCGAUUCAGAAUGAUGGAGAGGGGGGGUUGGGGAGGGGGUAGGGGUAGGGGGGGAUGUGAGCAAAGGAGGGUAUUUUUUCAUAAAUUUCAUUCAAUCAGUGACGGUGUUAAAGAUUCCAAGAACGAAUUUCGGAGCAAUGAAUUUUAAUUCAUUUCCUCUAAUUUUUUAAAGUCUCUCUCUCUCUCUCUCUCUCUCUUUGUCUGUCUGUCUCUUUCUUUUAUUAUUACUAUUCCUUUCUUUAUUUUCAAUUUUUAAUCAGCCAAAAAUGUGAAUUUUUAGUCACUCGUGAUCACGUGAAAACAUAUUCCCAUAUUCCCAGGUGUUUGAAUCCCCUAGGAUUAUCGCUAAAUAUUUCUUUACCAUUGAUUGAUUGAUUGGAUUAUUUAAAUUAUUCAGUUCGAGUCUUUAAAAAUUAUUUUUCCUCUACGCCCCUUAGCACCAAUGCAGAUCCAGAGGACAAGGUAAAAAAAAUAUAUAUUCAUUUGUGUCUUUGAAUUCACAGUUGGAGUGAAUCAAUGGAGUUUCAACUUGGAAUUACGUCGAACUCAGGAUCUGCCGAAUAUUUUUUUUUUUUCAUCUAAAAAUUGACCGAAAAAAAAAUGUAUCAAAAGGCGUUUUUUUUUUCUUUUUCAUUCAAUUUUAUCUCCAUUUGUGAUGAUAACAGGAUUGAUUGUGACUUGGAAAAAAAAAUGAAAAAAAAAAAAAA